Conger conger (European conger) is the source of this 5147-nucleotide messenger RNA. It is a transcript of the gene frmpd1a, whose product is annotated as FERM and PDZ domain-containing protein 1. The coding region runs from base 1 to 5031 and encodes 1676 amino acids. The record is from RefSeq and is a predicted model, not a curated record. Lineage: Eukaryota; Metazoa; Chordata; Actinopteri; Anguilliformes; Congridae. Gene Ontology annotation, molecular function: protein binding. Gene Ontology annotation, cellular component: cytoskeleton. Gene Ontology annotation, biological process: signal transduction. The transcript is spliced from 15 exons.
AUGGAGGAGCAGGAAAGGAGCAGAUCUCCUUCCCGCAGGACCAGCCGAGUGGAGCAGGUGGUCGGCCGUUGGCUGCGGCGCUCUCGGGAGUCCAUCAGCAGGGAGAGGAUACUAGGGGAUGGGAAGCCUGGUGACUCUGCCGGGACUGACCAGCGGAACUUCCCCAUCAGGGUGACGGUACAGAUCCUGCGGGACCCCCUACUGGACUCUCACGGAUUCAGCCUCUCCUCCCAGCCCCCCGUCCUGGUACAAGAUGUCACCAUGGGUGGCCCUGCAGAUGGGAGACUAGCUCCAGGUGACCAGGUGUUAAAGAUCAACAAUGUUGCCAUAGAAGACCUCUCCUCAGAGCAAGCUGCUGACAUCAUCAGGGAGUCAGAGGACUCAGUAACCAUGACAAUUCUCAGGCACACUGUGGGGCCGAAGUCGUCCUUCAUCACUGCUGAGAAGAGGGCACGUCUGAAGACCAAUCCAGUGAAGGUGCGGUUCGCAGAGGAAGUGGUCGUGAAUGGUCACUCUCAGGGAAACUCUCUGCUUUUUCUGCCCAACGUUCUGAAGGUCUACCUGGAAAACGGACAGACAAAGGCUUUCAAGUUCGAGGCCAACACCACUGUGAAGGACAUUGUGCUGACUCUGAAAGAGAAGCUGUCCAUCCGCUGCAUCGAGCACUUCGCACUGGUCCUGGAGCAGCAGUACAGCAUCAGCAAGCUCCUGUUUCUGCAUGAUGAGGAGCUCAUCCAACAGAUGGUGCAGAGGAAGGAGUCCCAUGACUACAGGUGCCUUUUCCGCGUCUGCUUCAUGUACAGAGACCCAGGCCACAUGCUGGAGGAGGAUCCACUGGCUUUCGAGUACCUCUACCUGCAGAGCGUCAGUGACGUGAUGCAGGAACGCUACGCAGUGGAGAUGAAAUGCAACACAGCUUUGCGGCUGGCUGCGUUGCACAUCCAGGAGCGGCUGGCCAGCUCUGGACAGACCCACAAGACCUCCCUUAAGACCAUCACGAAAAACUGGGGUAUUGAGAACUUUGUCUCCACAACAUUACUGAGGAAUAUGAGAGAGAAGGACUUGCGAAAGGCCAUCAGCUACCACAUGAAGAAGACCCAGGCCCUGCUUGAACCCAGGCAGAAGGUGAUGUCUGCAUCUCAGGUACAACUGACCUACCUGAACCAACUUGCGGAACUGAAAUCAUACAGCGGGAAGGCAUUCAGUGCCACCAUGAUGCUCCAGGACAGGGAGUCCAUGGUGAGCCUCCUGGUGGGGGCCAAGUACGGCGUGAGCCAGGUGGUCAACCACAAGCUGAACAUCAUGACCACGCUGACCGAGUUCAGCAGUGUCAGCAGGGUGGAGCUGCUUCCUGAGUCUGAUAAAGUCAGCCUGGUCAAGAUCUACCUGCAGGAUGUCAAGCCCAUUACCCUGAUGAUGGAGUCCCAAGCUGCCAAAGACUUGUGCUGUUUGGUGGCUGGAUACUGCAAACUUCUAGUGGACCCAGCAUUGUCUGUCUUCUCCUGGACCGAGAACCACAAGGUGCAUCGUAUCUCAGCUGAGGAAGGUUACGUGUCUCGGGGCUGCAGUGACUCAGAGGAGUCUUCAGAAAUGGACUCCGCUGACAUGCUGGUCAACCUGCAUGUCUCUGGUGAUGACACCGGGGCGGCGCAGGAGAGUGGGCAAGAAGUAGAGGAAAAGGGGCACGGAAGCAAGGGCGAAGGAGAAGGGGACAAGGUGCAAGGGCAGGAGCCCAAGACAGGAGAGUCAGGGGACCAUGUGGGAGGAGGGGGCAGAGUGGAGGAGAAGGAGGAGGAAAACGAGGAGGGCUCGGGGGAGGACCUGCUCUCUGAGACGUCAGACUCCUGCCACACAGACUCUCGUUUUUACACCAGCCUCUCCAGUGAUUCCAUGGAUGCUCUAGAGGAGGACGACCUUGUGGCCUGUUCCUCCAGCCAUCCUUUAGGCCAUUACCUGCUGGGCACACCUGCACAGCAUGAAGCAGUGGAAAAUGGGGACAUCACCCCCAAGGAGAGCACUAGCCCACAUCCCUCUAGUGCCUAUGACUAUGACAGUGACCACGGCCUCCGCUUCUCCGAACUCUCCCAGCUGGCAGACUGUCUGCCCAGCCCCCCAGAAGCCAGUGAAGAAGAGGAGGAGGAUGAAGAAGUCGCUAGCUUGCCUACAUACCGGGAAUGUGUGUUCACCUUUGAGGAGAACGACGCUCGGCACUAUUAUAACAUCUGCUCCAAUGUCACGCCAGACAGCGCUCGCAGCCAGCACAGGCCACACCCUGACCACUCCCAAGAAGAGGGAGAAGAAGUGCGGGACCCAAUGCCAGACAUAGAGCCCGUGCCCAUCCUCCAGCCCCCACCCGGGUUUGGGGACAGCAGCUCAGAGGAUGAGUUUUUUGAUGCACAGGACAUGUUCACUUCAUCAGAAGUCACAAGGGAGGUACCCACAGGUGGCAGCACAGAAACAAGUGGCAGGGUGCGAACACUGAGCCUGAGCGACAUAGAUAUCAGCGUUCCGGUACAAAGAACAGAGACAGAGCUGGAAGACAAAGGGAGGAGUGCAUUCCGACAUGGGCGGAAAAAAUCUCGCAAGCGCCGCUCCUUCAUGGAGACUGACUUCACCUCGCAAGUGUCAUUUCCUGGGCAGGGCAGGGGCAUGGUGGAUGAAGACCAUCUCCGCCGCUUGGACGGGUGCCCCACCGUCUCUUCCCUCAGCAACGGCGAGGGGGAGCCAACCCAACUGGAGUCCAAGCCUAUUGGUGGCUCCGACGGCCACCCACUAGUGCGCCCCCGAUGUCGCUCCGAGGACGAUGGGGUCCGCAGGAGAAAACGGAUCUCCUCAGAGCUCAUGGAGAUGGAGCCAGACACAAUGGAGUUCAAGUCAGUGACAAAACUGCUGUCUGCGGCUGCACCCCAGAUCAUGGCGGUAAGGUGUCGAGUGGGGCCUGAGGGGCGGGAGAGUGUCAGACUUCAGGGUGAGUUGAUGAAGGAAGGAGAAGACCUUGCAGAGACAGGAGGAACCAUGGACAUGCCCUCUACCUCCCAUGAACACAUUUUUCACACAGUAAAGGCCUCUGUGGGAGAGGAGAGUAACAUACUUGUCUGCAAGGAGCAACCAGGUCAAAGGUCACAGGAGUUGCCCACUUCUUUGGACAAUGAGGGUGAAACCGAGAGAAGUCCUGUUUUUACUGGAAACGGGACUUUCCCUAUUCAGUCAUUGUCACCACAACUGGUACUAGCGCCUGCUCUAUAUGUAUCUGACAUCCUUGAUCUUGAAAAUGAUGAUAAGGAGGAAGAAAGAGUGUGUGAAAAGGAGGACCCAGAAGCAGAAUCUAACAGUUCAACUUUGGAUGGCUGGAGAGGGGGCAGCACCUACCUGGCUCUAACCUUCAGGAAAGGCAUCUCCAUUAGCCAUGAGUGUCUCAUGAGGGUCGGAGCAGAGGCCGUUUCUGAUACCACUGGCUCCACUGCUGCCAGAGAGACAACGACGAUAACCAAGGAGCCUCAAGCUGGCUUCAAGUUUCAGAACUGCCCCUCAGGCAUUAUGAACCGGCUUUCCACCUCCACCCUGCGAGGCAAGAUCCAAACUCUCCCCUGGUACUUGUCCCGCUCACAGGAGGCUUUGACUAACUGUGACAGCAGCACCGCAGACAACAGCAGCUGCUCAAGAGUGUCCUCUGGGGCCAUGGAGGCAACUGAAGACACUGGAGUCACAGAUGAGGUCAGUGAGGUCAUAGAUGAGGUCACUGAGGUUAUAGAUGACAUUACUGAGGUCCUGGAUGAGGUAACUGAGGUUGCAGAGGAAGCUACAGAGGAAAUCACAGAAGUGGCCUCUGAAGCAUCAGUGGAAGUAAUAGAGGUUUUGAGAGAGGUCGUAGAGGCCGAACCUAGCCUGGUGUUGCAGGAAACAAUUAUGGAUACGGAAGUCCCAAUCACCACACUCCCUCACAUUAUUAUGAAGUCGCAGACUUGUGAGGGCUUGCCGCUGAGUCUACACACCCUGGAGUCCACAGAGUGGUCAGGUGAUAGGUCAUCUCCAGGGACAAGGGAUGAAACAGAUCCAUCAACCCCAACUUGUGGGGUCUUUACCCACUGUGAGUCCAAGCAGCCUCAACCCUGGGCUCCCCUCUGCCCUGAAGGGAAUACAAGCUUUGGAUGUGGCUCUAUGUCAUCCCCAGGGUGUCCCACCAUACCCGAGGAGGCCCCCACACACCAGGAGGUCUGCAGCUGUCAAACUGUCUAUACUAACUGCUUCAGUGCAGCACUGGAUGAGACUGGAUUUGACGAGGAGUUGACAGUUUACGAGUUCUCUCGUCAAACACAGGGAACAGAUGGGUCCCCCUUGAUGACUGGCCCACCUUCCUCUUUCUCCUCCUCCUCCUCCCUGUUUCCCUCCAUGUCUCCCUUCUCAGGGGUUUGUCUCCCACCUUCCUCUGCAGAGCUGAGUCCCCUGCUGUCCCCACUGUACACCUCUGACUGCUACCCACCUGAGACCCUGGAGGACACGCUCAACCAGCUGCGUAACCGCCGGUACAGCCUCCCGGGGGGAUUCUCUGCCCUGCAGCAGGACGUGGAUGAGCUGCUGGCUCUUCUGCAGCCCCGUGGGAUAGACCUUCCGAUCAGGGGGGGGCAGCACCACCGGGAGACCUGUGCUGACCACUUCUCUGAGAACAAGCGUCUCCUCCAUGCAGAGGCACGUAAGCUGAUGUCCGGCUGCCAGCGGGUCACCCGGGUGGGCCAGGCCCCUGAGGAGACUCUAAGGUCUCUGGCCGAGAGCUUCCGUACCCUGGUGCAGCUGGCCAGUGUGUGCCUGUGGUUCUCCAGCUGCGUCCGCUGUGAAGGCCGCCAUGCCGAGGCCCUGUCGGGCCUGAGGGAGGUAGCCAGAACAUUCGGGGAGUUUGCCAAGGCAGCCAAGAAUGCGGGUGGGAAGAAGAGCUGCCAAGACCUCAGUGUCAAGCUGCUGGCCAGGCAAUGCACUGCACUCACGGCCUCAGUCUUCUGCCUCACACAGCUCUUCCGCACCCUCACUGCACUCUGAGGCGACCUUUGACCCCUGAAUCACCAAAGAGACACUCGUGUGAAGCAUGAGCACACACUCAUCCUUCCACCCUGACAUACAUUCAGGCCAGUAAAUAAAGGGUGUGUCGAGGGCAG